AACCAGAUUCACUGUUUCAUUCUUGAAGGCAUUUCACUGCUCAUCCAAGAGGUCCCCCCUACGGUUCUCCUGGCUGCUGGCUCCUGGCUUCUCAGAAUUCGAUCAGGCAGAGUGGAUAUUGUAUGUGGUCAAUGUAUGAAGUAAAGGGCCGUGCAGAAGAGCAAGUAGCGCAGGUCCAGUCCAACAUCUAGAAUGCCUCAUUUGAAAGCAACCAGAUUCACUGUUUCAUUCUUGAAGGCAUUUCACUGCUCAUCCAAGAGGUCCCCCCUACGGUUCUCCUGGCUUCUCAGAAUUCCAUCAGGCAGCGCGUGAACAAGAUUAAAGCAUCGUUGUCGGCAGGAUUCGAACCUGCGCGGGGAGACCCCAAUGGAUUUCUAGUCCAUCGCCUUAACCACUCGGCCACGACAACCAACAUGACAAAAACCUGUUGUUGGGGUGUCAAAUGCAUACAUGUCACACGUGUUGUUCCACCAAUACUACACUACAGUACAACAUUCAUAUCAUCGCCUCACAAAGAGCUUCACAGACAGUGUGUAGGGGCUCACUGACGUAUUUUAAUAGUUUUUCCACAACAACAGAAGUCUGCGGCGCAGAAGAGUACGAUAUAACAGGCUUUGGACAGGCAACAAUGUGACGGACCCCUAAUUUGUAAUCACUUCACAAACGUUCUUGGGCAGGUUUCGUAAGAAGACUUGAGGGAACCUUGUGGUAUGUCUGCAAUUUAUUAGAAGAGAGCAACAGAGAGCCGACCUGCCCCACCCUCUGGAAGACGAAGACAAGCAUUGGAACGUUUUUUGUACCAGAAACACGUCUGUUUGUGCCGUAAAGCUGGGUAUUUCAACAUGCAGCAUGGGGGUCUACGCGGAUUGACUCGCUUUUGCAGCUAGCCUCAAGUGGCCAUUGGAGUAAGUGCAGUGUUAGGCUCUUUCACGCUGGCUUGGUUUCUCAGCCACAGAAAUUGCCACCUGCUUUGUAAACAAGGUAUCUGAACUGCGAUGGCCGGGAAUCGAACCCGGGUCAACUGCUUGGAAGGCAGCUAUGCUCACCACUAUACCACCAUCGCUGCGCAAGGUGACCUGCCACUGCCUUCACCAAUCCUUCAGAUGUUUGUAACAAACUUGAGGAACCGUCCUGUGAGCAGCGUAAACAUAGAGUCCAUGAGAGAGUCCAUCCUGAGGCUGUAUCACAACCUCAUCACAGGCUCUAAGAAGUUCCCUUUCAUUGCAUACAGAGGAUCUUUCCGCUCGUGUGUGCUGUCAACACCCUUCCAACAUAUCGAGCAGGAGCGGAGGGAGAAUACUGCUCUGUCUCCUCUAAUGGAAGGACCAUCAGGUAUAAUGGCGCCCACUGCACGCUCCGGCUCUUCUCCUCAAACUGUGCUGACUCCAGUUCUUCCUGAGAAGGCCGAUCUUGCAGCCGUGAGGGGCGACCGCAGAAACUGCGUCCACCACCUGGAGCUGGAUGGCAGAACCAUCACCAGAGUCAUCUCCCCUGUGUACAGCUCUGAGAACACGGAGCUGAUGAACCGCUGGAGACUGACCGACUACACUGCAGACGGCCACACUCUCAUGUCAGUCCUCUGCAGGUUUACCAAACAAUCAACACAGUGUGCAAAGACUCAGAGGGAGAGGAUGAAGAGGAAGGCUGCUGAAGAAGAGAGCAGCAGCAGUAGCAGCAGCAGCAGCCUGACUCCACCAAAGAAACGCCUGAGAGUGUGACAUCACAAGCACAAACCAGGACAUCCAGCAGUUCCUGGAGGACCUGGAGACUCCUGGCUCUGCAGAUUAUUUAGUGUGUUGUACGUGAUGUUUGUGACCUCAGCGUCUGGCAGGUUAACAGUAGUGAUUCUUUUUACCCCUGAGGAGUGUCUAGCAGGGCUGCUCACACCCAGGUAGCGUCUUGCACCUGAUUUUAUGGACUGUAUAUACUCAUACAGGGCUGGUCUGUGCGUCUGGCAGGGCUGGUCUGGAUAACCCAGGUAGUGUCUUGCACCGGGUUUUAUGGACUGUAUAUACUCAUGCGGGGCUGGUCUGUGCGUCUGGCAGGGCUGGUCUGGAUAACCCAGGUAGCGUCUUGCACCGGGUUGGAUGGACUGUAUAUACUCAUGCAGGGCUGGUCUGUGCGUCUGGCAGGGCUGGUCUGGAUAACCCAGGUAGCGUCUUGCACCGGGUUUUAUGGACUGUAUAUACUCAUGCAGGGCUGGUCUGUGCGUCUGGCAGGGCUGGUCUGGAUAACCCAGGUAGCGUCUUGCACUGCGGUUCAUCCACCUUUUUAUCCUCAUCCAUCUUUUUGGGCUGGCCUGAGCGUCUGGCAGGGCUGGUGAGGCCCCUGGUAGCGUCUUGCACCAGGGCCCAUGUAGACAUGCUGCAACAUAUGUAGGAUAAAGUUGGCUGAGGGUUAAAUAUUGUACAUUUGUAUAUAUUUGCUUCACUAUGGUUUGGUACACAGGUCAGUGAUUUUAGUGCGUCUUGCACAUUUCUUUAUUGACGGCUGGCCUGAGUGUCUGACAUGGUGGAACCACAGGAGAGUCACAGAGAACUCUGAGAUGUGACAUAUCUUGAAUUGAAAUUUGAUGAAGUGGAAACUCUAGAUUAAUGAGGCUGACUCAUCAGUAGGUCAGGUCUAGCUUCAGAUUUCAGUGUGAGCGAGGAACAGGAAUCACAACAGAGAGCUGCACUACUGAUCCAUCACUGACAGACAUGUGGACGAGGAAGAACAGGCUGAUAGAAAAAGAGAGAGAGGACACAAACCACUGAUGAUAUGAACCUUUCCUGAAAUUCCAGUAUUUCAUGUUAUUAUUAGAAUCAAUAUAUUGAUGAAUACUUCAGUUUAUCAACUUUAUGUCUGAGGAGAGGAACAUGAGGAGGAAACAAGAA
Molecule: messenger RNA, 2876 nt
Organism: Thunnus maccoyii (southern bluefin tuna)
Lineage: Eukaryota; Metazoa; Chordata; Actinopteri; Scombriformes; Scombridae
Exons: 3
Coding region: 996-1718 (240 amino acids)
Source: RefSeq, a predicted model, not a curated record